Molecule: messenger RNA, 8256 nt
Organism: Anas platyrhynchos (mallard)
Lineage: Eukaryota; Metazoa; Chordata; Aves; Anseriformes; Anatidae
Gene: CAMK1D
Product: calcium/calmodulin dependent protein kinase ID
Biological process (GO): protein phosphorylation
Molecular function (GO): protein kinase activity; ATP binding
Source: RefSeq, a predicted model, not a curated record
AGGAAAAGUGGCACUCGUGGAGCCCGCCGGAGCGCGGAGGAAAUAAAAGCGGCGGCGGGCAGGAAGUGUGAGGAGGAGGAGGAGGAGGAAGGGGAGAAGGAGGAGGAGAAGAAGGAGGAGGAGGAGGAGGAGGAGGAGGAGGAAGAAGAGCAAGAGCCGGCAGAGGCAGCAGCAGCAGCCGCUGCUUUCUCAGAAGAGAAAGCAAAAGCCGCAGGCGGCUCGGUGCCGCCCGGCAUCCGCGGGGCUGCGCGGGGUUGCGCGGAGCGGCCAUGGCCCGGGAGAACGGGGACGGCGGCGGCUCCUGGAAGAAGCAGGCGGAGGACAUCAAGAAGAUCUUCGAGUUCAAGGAGACGCUGGGGACGGGCGCAUUUUCUGAAGUUGUUUUGGCUGAAGAGAGAGCUAGUGGGAAACUAUUUGCAGUCAAGUGCAUUCCCAAGAAGGCACUGAAGGGGAAGGAAAGCAGCAUAGAGAAUGAAAUUGCAGUCUUGAGAAAGAUCAAGCAUGAAAAUAUAGUUGCCCUGGAAGACAUCUAUGAGAGCCCAAACCAUUUAUACCUGGUCAUGCAAUUAGUGUCUGGGGGAGAGCUUUUCGACCGCAUCGUUGAGAAGGGGUUCUACACCGAGAAAGAUGCAAGCACCCUGAUCCGGCAGGUCCUGGAUGCCGUCUACUACCUGCACCGAAUGGGCAUCGUCCACAGGGACCUCAAGCCUGAGAACCUGCUUUACUACAGCCAGGAUGAAGAGUCAAAAAUCAUGAUCAGUGACUUUGGAUUGUCAAAGAUGGAGGGCAAAGGAGAUGUGAUGUCCACAGCCUGCGGGACUCCUGGCUAUGUUGCUCCUGAAGUGUUGGCCCAGAAACCCUACAGCAAAGCUGUGGACUGCUGGUCCAUUGGGGUCAUCGCAUACAUCCUGCUCUGUGGAUAUCCCCCUUUCUAUGAUGAAAAUGACUCCAAACUCUUCGAGCAGAUCCUCAAGGCGGAGUACGAAUUUGAUUCUCCAUAUUGGGAUGACAUCUCUGAGUCUGCUAAAGACUUCAUUCGGAAUUUGAUGGAGAAGGACCCUAAUAAAAGAUACACCUGUGAGCAAGCAGCACGACACCCUUGGAUUGCUGGCGAUACAGCACUCAACAAGAACAUCCACGAGUCUGUCAGUGCUCAGAUCCGGAAGAACUUUGCAAAAAGCAAAUGGAGACAAGCGUUUAAUGCCACGGCAGUCGUGCGACACAUGCGGCGGUUACACCUCGGCAGCAGCCUGGACAGCACGAGCGCCAGCGUCUCGGGUACCCUCGGUCUCGCCGCGCCACUGUCUGAUACAACCACCCGGAAAGAUUGUAUGUCUCCAUCCACUCUCUGUAGUUUUGUUUCAUCUGCUUCUUCAGGCGUUUCGGCAGUAGGAGGGGACCGGAGACCCAGACCCACCACAGUGACCACAGUGCACACAGGGAGCAAGUGAGAGCCCGGGCGGCCGGGGCUGAAGGACUAGAAGAAAGAAGAUUUUUUUAUGGCCAUAUUUUAUACUGCAAUUCUGAAAUGUUUCAUUUAUCACAAACUGCAAUGACUCCAGGGGGAACGGAUCUAAGUCUCUGGUGCUGUACAUAUAUAUACAUAUAUAUAAAUAUAUAUAUAUAUAUGUGAGUCUAGCAAUGUUCUAACUAAUGAACACUCAUUCUUUUCCCCAGUGAUUUACUCUUUUCUCAGUGUAGGUAACAGUAUAUGUUGUAUUAUUUUUUUUUUCCAUUAACUACAAACAUCUCAACUGGAUUAUUUAAAUAGAGAUACUUUUCUGAGCAUUAUAUAUAUAUAUAUAUUAUUUUUUUUUCAUUUAAGAAGUACUUCCAGUAAUGUCCCUCCUCCCGGUUUGCUGGGGGAUAAGCUGUUUCUGUAGGUAGGAGUUGAUGUUAACUUGGCAACCCAGGAGGAUUUCAAUGGCAUGCCAUUUCUCAAUCCUCAGACUGGACUGCAAGCCUGGCUGGCUUUAGCAGAGCUACUGCUGCUCCGAGUAAGAAACCACUGCUUUCCCUCCCCUCCUCCUCCUUGAAAGCCACAGGGAGAGUUCAGUCACCACCAGCCCCAUUACCGCAGUGCUGGCAGCCUGCAGCACCCUUGUUGGAGAGGAGAGGCUGGCAUGCGGUGCCUUUGAGGAGCAGACCAGGGCUGGGCAAGCGAAACAACUGAGCCUCAUCCUGCAGCAGUUCCCUCCUUGGCAAUCCCUUCCAGCCACCGCAUGUGAUGGGCAGAGUGAAAUGAUUUCUGCGUGACUCGGUUUCUGCCCCUGGGGGAGGGCUAAUGCUUGUACCCCUCUGUAGAGCUCAUAAACAAAAGCUAAUUCAACAUUUUUUUUUUGUUUUGUUUUUGUUUUAAUUACUUAAUAAAUGCAUUUCCCAGGCUACACAUGCUGGUGCAUGAUUUGGGAACAGCCACCGUGUUGCAUGUCCAUGCACCCUGAAAUAGAGAGGAGAGCAAAUCUGCCCUCAUUUGCCCAGCAGCCCCUGUUUAUUUCUCUUGUACCCCAAACAGGCUCAUCCCCACCCAGAGGCACAAGCCUUGUGCUCAAUCACCAUGUUCAUGUCCUUUAUCCUGCACAAAACUUUGUGUAAGGCAGUACAGGUGCAGCUGAACGGAUCAGGCAAUAGUGACUGUGCUGUGAAAAGCCCUAAUUAUUUGUCAUCGAGACUUCAAACUCCUGCUUCAGCUUCACUUGGUUGGCUUUGACCAGCAGAGUUGGGAUUUCAUCCAUCACAAUUGGAGUGCCACUCCUUUGAUGGCACUUGAUAGAAGUCCAGUUUCCUUGCUCUUAAGCUAUUCCCCAUUUUCGGAGGGCUGCAGCACAUCUGAAUGAGCCUCUCUGCUGGGGACAGCCACCCAUGCCUGCAGGGAUUAGCAAAACCCAUCAGAUUUGGGCAGACCAAAGGUAAAGGGAUGUCCUUGCUGAAAGCCAUGCUCCUGUCCCACGCUCAGACCACUGUCACCAUGAGAUCAUUGUCACCGUGACAAAGGUCGCUGAAAAUUGUUAUCGUACAAUUUACCAAUGCCAAGGCUACUUUAUUUCACCAGCCUGAGGAAUGAAGUUUAGUUUGGGAGACUCCUAUCACAAGAGACUGGAGUUAUUCUGCACCCACCUGAUUUCAUACGCUCAGCUCUGCUCCGGAUGCAUGUAUGUACAUGGGCAGUCCCCCAGCUUGGAGUCAGUGGAAUUCCCACAUUUAUGCUCAUGCCACCAGAAGCAGGAUUUGUUUAGGGGAUAUUUUGGUCUUUGAACAAUUGCUGCUAAGGUUGGGGCUCAAGCAUUCCCUCUUUGCAUUCCCUCUUUUCUGAAACGCGAGGUUUGAUUUGAACUCAAUGUAGUUGCUGAAGCUACUAUGCAAAACAUAACAUUCAAAUGUAUCUUGCAGGAAAAAAAAAAAAAAAAGAAAAAGAAAAAAAAAGUAGAAGAAGAAAAAGGAAGUGAAUGGAUUUCCAUCUGCAAACCAAAGAGCAGUGAUGGGAGUAAAGGUGGAUGUGUUGUCCUGUAUUCAGGGGGUUCUUGUACACCAGCUGCCCUAUAUGCUCAAUGUUUUCUGUGUUUUUUAUUGAGGGGUAUUUCUUCUUUCCAAACAUGCAGUUCGCUUUUUUGUCCUUCCUGUACCUCGUAUUCUGCCAUAGCUGUGUAAUUUAUCAUCGUUAUUUUAAGUUUGUUAUCAACCACUGGGAUGUUAAGACGAGAAACAAGAACACUUAGAAGCAAAAUUGUUUUUUUCUGGUACAUUUUUUUGUGGUGGGAAGCUCUUCUUUUGGAUCGGUGAGACACAGCUGGGGACCUGACCAGGUUCUCCAUGCACAUAGGGUAGAGGGAUCUCAUCACCAAGUCCCAAAAUAUCUCUUGGAUAAAACUUAACUCUGACCAAAUCUGUUAACUGGGAUGGCUUAGCAGCACUUGGGAUGAGUGUCUGGGGGCUGGAGCUGUUUGCCCCUGAGCAGCACAGCUUGGCAAGGCAAACACCCCAGCAUCACCUGCCAGGGAUGCUCCAGUGCCACUGUGAGUCCUUCCCCUGCACCAGUAAAUGGUGUGUGCAGGUGGGGAAGGGGCUGAUCGCCCAAAAGUAGAAUGUUCAAAACAAACCAGACCUUGCCAUGCCGGAGCAGGUAGAACAAUCCUUCUGGGCUCUUUCCCAAUGGGCCGUCCUACUAAACAAGCUGUGAUUUACUCCCCGCACGAGGACUUCAGCCUGGGCUUACCUGUCUGUUUCCCUUUUCUGCUUUACUUGACUGGCACCGAUGUGUUUUCCGUUUGUAACCUGUUUUCCUCAGCUCCUUCCCCUUCUUUUUCUUUGCUUGCAGCUUUGAUUGUUGAUUUUUACCUCCAGAGUCACAGAGGCCAUCUUUGAUGCCAACAGCAGAGUGCUCUUGCUGGGAAAAUAAAACUAAAAAUCCAGAAAACCUCCAGCUGGCCCCUUAGCCCGCAGAAGAAGGGUGAGGACAGGCUGCCCGUGAACUCUGCGAGCUGAAAGUCAGUGUUGCAGUGGCAGGGGCUUACGCUGCUGAUUUUGCAUGUGACUUCAUUCCCAGUGCAUCCUCACUGCCUGCUGGAUCACCCCUUCUGCAGCACGGAGUGGACAUGCCGCACGGGGGGAAGCAGGAGUACGGGGAAACCUGGCAGUGUUGCUUCCCUGAGACUGUGUUACCCUGCUGGUGAUGUCUUUUCUGUCCUGGUUGCUCUUGUACAGGUGCCAUUAGAUUAGUGGGGUCAGAAAAAAAAAUAAUAAUUGGAUUUUACCUACUCCUCGUGUGUCUGUUUUGGUUGUGGCACUGAAAUAAAACCAAGAAAUGAUGGAGGUUCAUUCCUGAAAUGAAUUGAACCAUGGAGAUGGUUGUCUGCCCUCUGGUCAUCAUGUUCAUGUAGUCUGCAAUAGGCAUUGGAUUGGGUUUUGCUCUGUGCGUGUUCCCUGUAUACCUCCAUAGCUACCAACAGCAUUUUUUCUGUAAGCAGUUCUCCUUCUUUCUGCUCAGCUCCAAGGAGCUCCAGAGCUUGCCCAGAACUAUUUCCCAGCCCCAGGAGCCAACACAGCCAGAGGAAUGCCCAAGAAGAACAGUGUCAGUGGCCCUGAGGCUACCCCUUCCUUAAAAACAAGCCUGGUUUUAGCAAAACAAGCCCCAAGGGAAAGCCAGACAAUUUAGCCAUUGGUGAGCAGGGAGAGUUUUGUCCUUCAAUGUGAAUUUGGAGUCAACUAGAUAAGCUAUAAGGAAAGCUCUGCUAACAUUUCCCCCUAGGGUAACAGCUCAAGGUACGAGCAGUGCUAGCUAGAUGAACUCUGCUUAAAAACACCAGUCCGACUUCACCAGUGAGUUCAGGCAGACAGUAGGCUGUUGCUUUUGGUCUUUGUAAAGAGCUGAGGGAUUCAUAUACCUGAAAAAAAAAGAAGCUUCUAGCCUGAGCCCCAAGGUACAGAAGUAUCUUUCCCUCAGCACAUGGAAAUUGCCAUUUAAUGGGAUUACUUGUGUUCCUGCUCUUACUUGCAUGUUGAUCUGGUUGAACUGGAGCCUGGACGCAUCCCUGAAAUUAUUCAUGGGAAGGGAGUUUUGCCUUCAUUGUCGUGCUUCUUUGCACCAGAAACUCGAUGCUAAGAACCACACUCAUUCAAGCAAAGAGCAGAAACAUGCCCGGAGACUGCAGCAUCCAAUGCAAAUAGCAUCAAAACGGAGCACAGAGGACACGCUGGCAACGGCUGAGAGCAGGAACCUGCCCACAAGCACUGUGCAAACAGGGUUUCCCCUGGUACAUUACUCAUCCCCGAUUUCUCGCCCAGCAGCAGUUUUAUUCCAUCCCUUUCAUUUCCCCACCUUCCCUGCAGCUGGGUCCUGCCUGUCCACCCCUGCGUGCGUGUGUGUGUGUGCGUGCUCUGGCCCCAGGGAUCACAGGUCCCACUGCUGGGAAAUCAGGAGCUGGUUCAGGUUUUUUGGUCCAACGUUGUGCUGUUGGGUCAAAGCUGUGUACAUAGUGUUUAUAGCCGAGGAUAAAGGCUUUUUAUCCCAGACUCUGGUUUUCAAGACCCCUUCCCCACCUCGAAGCGUGCCACUGCUCUGUCCAGUUGGUUAUUUUAUUCCUCCUUUUCAUAAACAGUAAGGUCAGAAGAGCAGCUCUUACAUUUUUCCAUGCCCCAGAGCAGAAUCAUGGCUUGUACACUCGCAAGCGCUGAACUAAUGAUGACACCAAAAUGUCCAAUAAAUGCAUGUUACUGCACUGCAUGUAUUAAACUGCUGUUCACUGUUUCUGUAUUUCCCGAGCCUUUUCUUUAUGCACAUUCGAUCCAGCCUUUUCUUCAAGGGGUUUCUUCUAGAUUUUGCUUUUAAAUGACUUAAUGUAUCUGUAACUUGAAAUCCAUCGUUAAGUUUGAGUAAAUGCAAAAGCUGAUGUUUUGUGAACAAGAUACUGCAAAACCUGAUAAUGUAUUUUGUCUUUCUGUGGAAUGCUCCGCAGCAUGUGCAGGAAGAGUCACCAUCCAGAGCAGCUGAAAACUAUGCAGCAGUCACGUACACACAUCUAGAAACAGGGAGAUGGGGAGGGUCCCCCUUUGAACAUGAUGUUAAAAGUUUGGCCUGCCUCUAAAAUACCUUCCCUGGGUUGCUGAUGCUCAGGGCUGCCAAAAAGCACGUCAGUGUGUCUCUUUAGGGUUGUUUUCUCUUUUUUUUUUUUUUGGUUCAUUUUUCUUAGUGAAAACUUUGGCUGGUUUGCUCAAUUCUUAGUAUUUUUCUCUUAGGAGGUAUUUCUUUCUUACCCGUUGCAGAAUGAACUGCAUUUUGUGGACCAAGAUGCUGUGAUUAUUUGCCUGCAUGAAAUAGGGCAACGAGCUGAGCUAAUUAUACCAUCAUUCCUGAAACAUCAAAUACAGAAGCGCCUUCCCCAGCAUCACCACAUAAAUACUUGCAGCCAGUCCUUCAGCCUCCAUGUAGCCGUGCCACCAUUUAUCUGCAGAAGAGUUUGGCAUGGUUCUUCCUCAACAUGGGAAACAUGGCCUUGCCUCGUCUUCCCUUAAUCAUUGAUCCAUUUUCAUGUAUGCUGGUCUUUCCGUGGCAGGGCAGGGUACGGGAUGGCCACGUGUUGGUUUUAGCACAUCUGGCCCAAUCCUUUUGUGAGUGUUGGCAGGGCAAUGGUCCCAGCUCCUCCAUGGUGUGGAAGGUGUUCGUCUUCUCAAAGCUCAAAACAAAGACAUCUGAAAGGGUUGGGUAGUGGGCUUGUGAUUAGGGCACGCCAAGUAGAAGGUCUAGAGAGAAAGUGCUGUGUUGGUAGCAUAGGGAGCAGGUAUCAGUCCUUGGAAAUUAUAUCAAGGUUUGUUCCAUGGUGGCUGAAAGCACCAAGAAGUCCUGAGCCCACCUUCAAGGCUGGUGCUCGGUGAGGAUGCCAUGUCAUCACCAAAGCACUGCCUGGCAGUGCAAAAAUCAUCAUUAAUGAUAGUUGUAAAUCAGCCCAAGUUCAGGUUGCUGAGGCAGCACAUGGCAGGAUGUUCCAUGGAGAGGUGGACGUGUCCUGUGGUUCCCAGUGGCUGGGAGACCCUAGGAGGUGCUCAGGGCAGCCCUAAGUUUUCCAUCUUUCAUCUGCAUCCUGCAAGUCCCGCCUAGUGUUGUGCAUGCUGUGUCUUACCAGGCCAAGCUGUAGCAUCACCCCCAAAGCAAAGAGCAUGGAAGAUCAUACAUAGCUCAGUGAGAGAUGUGGUGUGACUCACAUUUCUGGUCAACACAACAUCAGCACCCUGUUGCUUAUUGGCCUCUAGUUAAGAAACAGCAUUUUGGUCAGUUUGGGCUUUUUUUUUUUUUUUUUUUUUUUUUUUUUUUUUUUUAUAAUAAUAGAGAAAUAUUUGAUUUGGGUCAGCAAACAACCAAACAAAGCCCAGUCUGCCCAGAGCAGUGACUCCCCAGUGACCUCAACUGCAAAACAUCUCUUGGUCAACUUUUAACGAAAAUGCAAGCAUGUUUUCUACAAAGGCUUAAAUCUUAAUCAAGGAAUGUCAGUGUGCCUAAUAUUGCAGGUCUUGUGAUUGAUACAAGUUCAUAACAGCAUCCAUGUCCAAAAAGAAGGGAGAAUGUGUAUUUACUCCAUGCAUGUAUUAAGGCAUCGCAAAAGUUUUAUCUGCAUAAUGAGUUUGCAAUACUGCAAAUUGUUAAUGGGGCUACGUCGCAAGUGGUUCUCUGCCUUGACAAUCAUGUAUACAUAUCGAGAUUUCUAUCAUAAUGAGAAUUUAAAGGGAUGACUAAUUGUUUUCCUCCAAUAAAUCCAAUUAAAUCAC